AAUUUACAUUUCCGCCGAGUUUCACAAAGAGCCGAAAUGAAUUGAUAAAAACAUGUAACACGUUGAUAUUCCAGAACUUUUAUGAGGAUUGGUCCUUGUGUUUUAUUCAGUUCAAUGUUCAUAUUGCUGUCCUUUACAAGUCUACGACGUGAAGAAUCAAAGGUACCACAUGACCGUCCCAGAGGACCUCAGCAGACAUGUUGGGAUGAGACCAUUUAAAUAGUUUUAGUGCUGUCUUGUCUCCUUCUGCACUGAAGUGAAGGGGAAAAAAACUCCCGAACAAGUAGCAUAUAUUCCCAACGCAUUAUUCACAUCAGUACAGAUGAAGGUUCAGGAGAGGAAACUAGUUUAUACAAAUCACCCCGAGACGGUCACAAGUUCAGGGAGUCGACGGUGGUUUUCUAUUUGUUCUGCAGUUGGUGUUUUGUACCGCCAGGCGUUGUUUUGAGAAGGGCGGUUACGACAGAAACCGGGCGACGUGGAAGCGUGGAGAGAAUGAUCAUGUACGCGCGUCUCGCUUGUGAUCAACAGGGCUUUUCCCAAUAGUUUUUAAAAACGGAUUUUCAGUAUAGAUAAAGGUGUAUUUUAAAUAGUAGAGAGGAUAAAAAACAACUGACAUUAUUAAUAUCGUGCAUAAGAUAAGAUCUAUAGCCAUGGAUGAGGCAAUAGCGAUUAUUUUAAUAUCCGUUGCGAUGUUUUUGGGAUGUUUUCUAUUAGGUUUGAUUCCACUUCAGAUGAAACUGUCCGAGAAAAGCCUACAGUUUGUUAGUGUAUUCGGGGCAGGCCUGCUCUGUGGUACAGCUCUAGCUAUCGUCCUCCCAGAAGGGGUGGAACUACUGGAAGAGUCAUGGAGAGUCUCCUCCUGCUCUGUCGCCCCAGCAGCAGCCAAUCAGAAUGCCAGUGAUGUUGGGGUCAGGCAGCAGCUCCAGGAGGAGGACCCCCCCUCUAAAGGUCUCCCAGCACGGUUCUUCAUCGGGGUCUCCCUGGUCGUAGGGUUCAUCCUCAUGUUCCUGGUGGACCAGAUCAGUAGCUACUGCUCCGGACACGAUCCACGGACUGGGAUGUCGAACAGGACCAGUAUCACAGCUACACUGGGACUGGUUAUCCAUGCUGCUGCUGACGGUGUAGCGUUAGGUACACACGUGGCUUUCUCUCCCAGGUCACAGUUCACAGCUCACUGGGACUGGCUAUCCAUUCUGCUGCUGCCAGGUCAGCUGUCUUCUCCCAGGUCCUUCUGCAGAGUGGUGUUCCUGGCUGUGAUUCUGCGUCUGAGAGUCCACUGCGUUUCAGAUCUACUACUGGAGGCUCCUACAGCGUUUGGUCUGGUCACCUUUCUGAUGCAGGCAGGUGUAGAGAAGAAGCAGAUUCAGAAGCAUCUCUUGGUGUUCUCUGCGGCAGCACCUGUACUCUCCAUCGGUACAUACUUUAUCCUGAACGCGAGUGGUGGUUCGCCCCAGAACCGUCUGAGUGCUACAGGUGUUGGGAUGCUUUUCUCCGCCGGGACGUUCCUCUACGUAGCUACGGUCCAUGUACUACCAGAGAUCAGCACCAGGGGGCAGCAGAGCUCUCCCCACCUCCACGGGACUGGGAGCGGGCAGCUGGAGGUCCUGGAGAGCCUCACGCUGAUACUAGGAGCAGGACUACCUGUGUUACUGGCCCUGGGACUACGUGAUGACUAGUCUUGUGAAUCGACGCUUUCCUACCAAAUCUUGUUCAUAACUCAGCUAUUGAUAAUGAACAUUGAGAGUGAAUGUGAAGGAAGCCUGGAAAUCAAGUCUAUAACUAAGACCGACUAGUUAACGCGAAGAAGACAACCCACAACAUGUUACCAAACAUUAAUUUACACUGGAGUACACCUCAACUCUUACACAGCUAGAGAUAAAUUGAGGGUGUUUCUGUGUGAUGCAGUGCGUGUCAGUGUCUUUCUCUGAGAGGUCAUAAGGACAUGGGCUUUGAGCAAGCCAACAAAGGUAGGAAUAGUGUGUGUGUGUGUGUGUGUGUGUGUGUCUGUGUGUGUGUGACUCUGGUGUAUAGAGCUUUUGUAAUAGUUUGUCUUGUCUGAAAAGAACAUGAACCAUUUCUUGUAAGUGGACCCGUUUUCAAAAUAACCCCAGUUUCCUGAUGUCCUUUGUACCACUACUGAACAAACAAAACAUUUGUUUAUUUAUUUAAGUUAGCCAAAACCAAAUCCCCAAAACCAGAUUGUAAUCAAAUGGAUAAGAUUUCGUCUUUUGUAAUUUCUGAGAAAUGUUUUGGCUGGCUUGUGUAAGGUACUGAAGUAUUCAGGGCAGGUUGUGAAAAGCUAAAA
Molecule: messenger RNA, 2308 nt
Organism: Oncorhynchus keta (chum salmon)
Lineage: Eukaryota; Metazoa; Chordata; Actinopteri; Salmoniformes; Salmonidae
Product: zinc transporter ZIP9-like
Exons: 9
Coding region: 654-1679 (341 amino acids)
Biological process (GO): transmembrane transport; zinc ion transport
Cellular component (GO): membrane
Molecular function (GO): metal ion transmembrane transporter activity
Source: RefSeq, a predicted model, not a curated record